AUGCAGUUAGGCGUCACGGCCGAACUUCUUAACUUGCAUAUGAGGUCUGGCAGCGCAUGCAUGGUACUCUCCGAUCAAUUACCAGGGAAGGUGUCAUAUCCCAAUUCGACGCAAUACGCCAUUUCCAACAAUUACUGGUCAGAACCACAGGCCGAGGUCCAUCCAGCCUGCUUCGUGACGCCUGAAAGCGCAAUAGAGGUCUCCGAUAUUAUCAAGACUCUCACUUCUCUCGGGGCACAGUUCACAGUCAAGAGCGGCGGUCACACGGCGUUCGCAGGCGGAUCAAAUGUCGAAGACGGUGUCACCAUUGACCUCGCACGCAUCAAUCAGGUGACUGUAUCAGAUGACCGUCAGACAGUGUCCAUUGGAGCUGGAAACCGCUGGUACAAUGUCUCACAAGUGCUUGAUCCACUGGGUCUCGCCGUUGUCGGGGGCAGGGUCAAUGAUGUUGGCGUCAGCGGGCUCAUCCUUGGAGGCGGUAUCUCUCUCUUCUCCGGCGAGUAUGGAUGGGCUUGCGACAACGUGCGCAACUUCGAAGUCGUGCUGGCCUCUGGCGAGAUUGUUGACGCUUCCAUGUCUGAGAAUCCUGACUUAUACUGGGCACUUCGUGGGGGUGGAGGCUCCAAUUUUGGCGUCGUGACCCAAUUCGACCUCGUCGCUUUCGAGCAGGGAGAUGUGUGGCUUCAUAACCCCAUCUAUUCUCUAUCUUCCAGCUCAGAUCUCGUGACAGCAUUCGUGGACCUGGUUGUUGAUGGUCUACCAUCAGACCAUGAUGCGCACACGUUCUUCGUGAUUGCCAACUUCCCAGGAUAUGGCGACAUCAUUGCGAACUACAUGUAUCAUGCCAAACCUCCGACGGUUACAGAGGAUGUGCCGCCCGUAUUCGCCGACGCGAUAUCCGUUCCCGGGGCUGUUUCAACAACGACGCUGGUGGCCAAUAUUUCCACUCAUACGAUCAACCUUUCGGAACCCUAUGGAAUGCGCAAGUCUUGGGCAGGUAUUUCCGUCUACCUCAAAGAGGGCUCGGCUCAAUUCCUUGAAGAUAUUAUCCCGUUGUGGCAGGUUCAUGCCCAGGAUCUAAUGACUGCCGCCGGCAAAACGAACACAACAUUAUCACCUCUGCUCGUAUAUCAGCCGAUAUCAACGAACAUCAUUGAGGCUAUGCAAAAGAACGGCGGCAAUGCGCUCGGACUCACACCUGCAGAAGGUCCGCUCGUUCAUAUCCAGGUCACCACGCACUGGGAGACGUCCAAAUUAGAUUGCCUCGUGGAGGAAAGCGUAGCAAGGCUAGUUGAUGAAAUUGAUGCUCUUGCAGAGGAGAGAGGCCUUGCGGCAAAGUAUAUCUACAUGAACUACGCGGGCAAGCAUCAAGACGUUUAUGGAGGCUAUGGAUCCGAGAACCGCGACCGGUUGAGGAAGAUUUCCAAUGUCUACGACCCGGAGAGAUUAUUCGAAAGGCUAUGGAGGGGAUAUUUCAAGGCAUAA
Messenger RNA from Colletotrichum fioriniae, 1485 nucleotides. RefSeq lists its product as uncharacterized. The record is from RefSeq and is a predicted model, not a curated record. Lineage: Eukaryota; Fungi; Ascomycota; Sordariomycetes; Glomerellales; Glomerellaceae. Gene Ontology annotation, molecular function: FAD binding.